Tyto alba (common barn owl) is the source of this 1407-nucleotide messenger RNA. RefSeq names its product cytosolic 5'-nucleotidase 1A. Bases 146 to 1093 code for a protein of 315 amino acids. Gene Ontology annotation, molecular function: nucleotide binding; 5'-nucleotidase activity; magnesium ion binding. Gene Ontology annotation, biological process: adenosine metabolic process; nucleotide metabolic process. The transcript is spliced from 7 exons. The record is from RefSeq and is a predicted model, not a curated record. Lineage: Eukaryota; Metazoa; Chordata; Aves; Strigiformes; Tytonidae. Gene Ontology annotation, cellular component: cytoplasm; cytosol.
ACCCCAGGCUGGCUCCUGCCUGCUUCCUGCCAGAGCGGGGAGGGGGGGAAAUAUAAACGGCAGCAUCUUGGGCGAAGGCUGGAUGCUGCCGCUGGACAGCCUGCGCCGGGGAGCCGUGGCAAGCGCUCGCGGCUGAAAGUCGAAGAUGGCAGAGCCUGAAAGCACAGUCCUAAACACUGACGUGAAACAGAAAGACCCCAGCGAGGCACUGGUCAUUGCGGUGACCACCAGAGCCAUCUUCAACCUGGAGGAGGAGCACAAGCUCUACCUGGAGAAGGGCAGGGAGGAGUACACAAGGCACCAGAAAGCCAACCAGGACAAGCCCCUGCGACCAGGCACGGCCUUCGCCUUCAUCCAGGCAGCGCAGUAUGUGAACGAGAAGAUCCUGGAGAGCAACCCAGCAGAGAAGGACCUUUUUGACAUCCUGGUGCUCUCCAACAACAGCCCGGAGAGCGGCGUGCGCAUCAUCAACAGCACCAAGCACUACGGCCUGGAGAUCUCCAAGUUCUGCUUCGUCAGCGAUGAGGACUCUACGCAGUACCUGAAAUCCCACGGGGUCAAGCUCUUCCUCUCAGCUGACAGGACAGAUGUCUGCAACGCCCUUCGGAGAGGGGUGUCGGCAGCGCUCGUCUGCCAGCAAGAGGUGCAGGCCCCCAGCACCCCGCUCCGCGUCGCGUUCGACGGGGAUGCCGUGCUCUUCUCCGACGAGACGGACCAGGUCUUCCAGGAGCAGGGGCUGGAGGGGGCCGUGCAGUACGAGCGGGCGAUGGAGGCCGUGCCCAUGGGAGAGGGUCCCCUGAAGGCUUUUGCCAUGCGCCUUGGGAAGAUGCGCAAAAAGUUCGGCCAGGAGAAAUCCCCCAUCCGCACCUACCUGGUGACCGCCCGCAGCGGCCGGGACAUGGGCAUCCGAGCCAUCAAGACGCUCCGGGAAUGGGGUCUGACCAUUGACGAGGCUUUCUUCAUGGACGGGGCUCCCAAGGGCCCCAUCCUCGCCCAGAUCCAGCCCCACAUUUUCUUUGACGAUGGGCUUCACAACAUCCAGGGGGCUCGAAAUGUGGGUGUGCCCUCUGCCUGGGUCCCCUCCUGCUGCUGAUGGGCUGCAGGCCAGCAGCCCUCCCUCCCAGCAGCACAGGGGACUGGGCCAGCUGAAGGCAAACCUUCUGGCAGAGAGGGAAGGAUUUCCUAACUUGCAGCAAGCAAACCUCGGGGAAAGGGGGUGAGAGCAUUGCAUGAGAGCACAGGCUACCAUGCAGACUUGAUGCUCAUUUCUGCUCCUGGUAUAUGAGGUCCCUUAGGUCUCAGGAUAAAGCCAAAAGAUGCAACUGCUCCAGGAAGGAAGGUCACCUUUUCUGUGACACUGAGGACUACCACCUACCUGCCCUGCAAGACCUGGGGACUUUUCUCUUC